AUGUCGCCUGGCAGCUCGGCGGAGAAUCGCUGCGAUGGUGGACUUCCGGAUUGCCACGGGGCCGACGUAGUCCGCGCAGCUGGGAGCUCGGUCUCGAGCUCGGCCAGCGAUGAGGAAGCCACUGAUGUCGAAACUCCCGUGCUUGCUCUGCUUGAUACUCGUCUCGCACUGCUGGAUGAGGCCUCCCAUAUGAUCUCUCGACAUCUCCGCAGCCUUCUUCAUGCACGCCAGCGCCAUCUCGUACUCGUGGAGUCCGUGGAGCGCUCGGGCUUUCCGGCAGUGGCUUUUCACGUUGGAGAGAUCCAGCUUGAGCGCGUUAUUCGAGUCAGAGAGCGCUUGCUCCGGAUUUCCAAUCCUCAGCAUCGUUUCAGCUCGGUUGGAGAGAGCCACUGCCAUCACCUCGCGAAGAUUGGAGCUGAGAGUGAUGCACUUGGUGUAAGCUUCCGCAGCACCUAUCCAAUCCUUGGACGCGAAGAGCUUGUUGCCUUCCAUCUUGAGCGACGCGGCGCUGGCCUCCUCGGAGAUGGGAGCUGGAAACUCACCGCUCGAGUCGGGUACUGCCAACACCCUCUCGAUGUUGAGAAGAUUGUCCACACGCAGCACCAAAAUCCCUCCUUUCUCCCGCUUGAGCACCGGCUCCUUGAUCGCCACUCUCAUCCCCACUGGAAAUCUCUGCUUCACGCCCGCAUUGCUCGUGUUGGAGACCGCCACAUUGUACACGGACAGCAGCACCGCGCGCUCGCUCGCGUCUUCCAGCACCGUGUGGAUGCCCUGGCUCUUGAAAGCCUCGCCACACAGCGUCCCAAAGAGCGCACACCCUGUGUGAUGCUUCCCCGGCUUGAGAUCCGCGAGUCCGAUCGGCUGGAGCUUGUGGAGUGGCGGAGCUGCUGGCUGCGACAUUGGCUCCACGGCCACUGCCCCGAUCUUACCUCGCGUCGCGUGGAUUUCCAGCACGCGUGCCUUGAUCAGCCAUUCCUCCAUUGGGAAAAUGUAGCUCCUACCUUAAACCCUAAAAAUGUGGAGGGAGGAAGAGCCCUAAAAAUGGCGCUCUCUCCAUGCGCUUGUGGCUACCAGGUCAGUUCGCGGGCAUUUCAUUGCGAGCCGCGAAAUCUUCGUCUUCUCUCCGGAUGCUCGAUUCCACGGCAACGACGAUGGCAAUGCUCAUCGCUGGGAAUUGAAAAUCCGGUCUUGUCCGAGGAGCAGCAGCAGCGUACUCUCACACAUUCUCCGAUUUUGGAGUGGAACGAUGCCUUGAGUUGCUGCGAGCCUCAUGGCCAGCACAGGCUGAGAGUAGCAGUGCUCGUGAGUGGAGGAGUGGAUAGUAGUGUGGCAUUGCGGCUACUCUGUGCGGCUGGACACUCGUGCACUGCCUUCUAUAUCAAGAUCUGGUUCCAGGAGGAUUUCCAAAACUUCUGGUCGUCUUGUCCAUGGGAGGAAGACUUGAAGUAUGCUCAAGACGUGUGUGACGAGGUGGGAGUGAAGCUGGAGAUCGUCCAUUUGACUGAUGUCUACUGGAACAAGGUUGUCUCCAAAUGCAUCACGGAAGUUCGGGCCGGGAGGACUCCAAAUCCUGAUAUCAUGUGCAACACCGUUGUCAAGUUUGGUGCUUUUCUGGAUCACAUUGACAGGACUAAGUUCGAUCGAGUUGCCUCCGGUCAUUAUGCUCGAGUGGAGCGGUAUGUGGAUGAGCAGGGGACAAUACGUGCACGACUAAAGCUAUCAAAAGAUGAAGUCAAGGACCAGACUUACUUUCUCUCGCAGCUCUCGCAGGAGCAACUGGGAUUUCUUAUGUUUCCUUUAGGCAGUCUGGCGAAGCCUGAGGUCCGUCAACUUGCUCAUUCUCUGAAUCUUCCAAACAAGGAUCGGAAAGAUUCACAAGGCAUCUGCUUCCUUGGCAAGGUCAAAUUCAGUGACUUCAUAUCCAGACACCUUGGCGAAAAGGAAGGUCUUCUCAUCGAGGCCGAGACCGGAAAAACAAUGGGCAAACACAAAGGAUUCUGGUUCUACACAAUCGGCCAGAGGCGUGGUAUUAGUCUCUCACACGGACCGUGGUACGUUGUGGCAAAGGACUCGGAGAAAAAUCUGGUUUAUAUUUCAAGGCAUUACUUUUCCGGGGAUAAGAAGAGACGAAACUUCUACGUUGAUAAUUUGAGCUGGUUUUCAACGAUACCCGACCCCAGUUGUCCGAUAAAAUGCAAGGUCCGUCACGGUCCCAGUUUUCACGACUGCGAGCUCGAGGUUGAACGGGAGAAGCAGGGUGCCCGUGUGAAACUGCUACACAACGAUCAAGCUCUAGCAGCCGGUCAGUACGCAGCGUUUUAUGCUGGAGAGACUUGCCUGGGGUCUGGCAUGAUCACGGAAUCGAUGGACGAUUUAGAGUCGUGCACAGUCUCCGCUCGAGCUUUGGAAGAUGGUAGACCAACACUUGGCGUGGUGAAGCAAGACGAACACACUAAAUCGCUGCCACUCGGGACUACUGUGGCACGGCUGAUCGUGGACAAGCUGCUGGUGCCAUCUGUGAGGAAAUUGGAGCAGAUUCUCGCUAAGAUCUUGACACACCACCACAGUGAUCCAUAGCUCGAGCCGGAUUGACUCGACAGGCGCAGCGAAGCAAUGCUCUUCUGUCCUCUGGCGUUGGGAUUCUCCAAAGGCUGCUAGACUCGCCGGCUGGCUGCUUCAAAAUGGCAAAGACAUGGGCCCUCGCUCGCCACCGAGCUGGAAAGCAAGCUAUAAGCGAAAGACUGCUAGAAAGGCUUUGAGACAAUCCACCAUGUUUACCAAGUAAGACUUGUUCGUCUUCGUUGUUUCAGUUAACUGUUCCAUGGCCGCCAUUAAUAGUUUUUGCGAUCGCUGUGAAUGCAAGAGAAAGAAAAGAAAAAGAAAUUUUUUCCGGAGAUCUCAACGGAAACAAAAGGAAAGAACAAGAGCUUCCUAACGACCGAUCCAAGGCAACGAUUGCAUCUCGGAUUCUCCAACAGCAUCGAUCGUCAGCAGCAGCAGCAGCAGCAGCGCAAGAACUCGACGCGACGCGAUGGGCCUUCUUCUUGUUCUUGGUGGAGGGGCGCAUUUCCAUUCCCGUCCAUCGCCAUGGUUCGUUAUGGCUAACCUUCGACACACCAAGAAAUAGGCCGCGCAGCGGCACAAAACGAGAGAGAAAGAAAAAACAAGACGAACGAACUCAAACCAAACCAAUCCAAAUGGUUUUAUAAAAUUCCAUUCCUCUA
Selaginella moellendorffii is the source of this 3224-nucleotide messenger RNA. RefSeq lists its product as uncharacterized. NCBI's taxonomy places the organism in Eukaryota, Viridiplantae, Streptophyta, Lycopodiopsida, Selaginellales, Selaginellaceae. The record is from RefSeq and is a predicted model, not a curated record. The coding region runs from base 1 to 2577 and encodes 858 amino acids. Gene Ontology annotation, biological process: tRNA processing. The transcript is spliced from 11 exons. Gene Ontology annotation, molecular function: sulfurtransferase activity.